Gryllus bimaculatus (two-spotted cricket) is the source of this 2037-nucleotide messenger RNA. NCBI's taxonomy places the organism in Eukaryota, Metazoa, Arthropoda, Insecta, Orthoptera, Gryllidae. The record is from the annotation of a GenBank genome assembly.
AUGGUAGAAGAAGAAGAAGAAGAAGAAGAAGAAGAAGAAGAAGAAGAAGAAGAAGAAGAAGAAGAAGAAGAAGAAGUAUACGCUUUUGCUGUAGCCAUGCAACAUAUGAAAAUAAGUUCGGAUUGGAGUCGUCUUCGAAGGAUUCGAAAUUCAUCUCCAAAACUCUUCAGGAAUGGUGAUGAAAUGACUGCGAGCGAUAAUUCUUCUUUGUUGUACCCGAUCGCAGUCUUGUUCGACGAGCUGAAGAACGAAGACUCGCAGGUGCGACUGAACGCCAUCAAGCGCCUGUCCACCAUCGCCCUCGCGCUGGGCGUGGAGAAGACGCGAUGCGAGCUCAUCCCGUUCCUCACCGACACCGUCUACGAUGAGGACGAGGUGCUGUUCGCGCUGGCCGAGCAGCUGGGCUCCUUCGCGCCCUACGUGGGCGGGCCCGAGCACGUGCACGUGCUGCUGCGCCCGCUGGAACAGCUGGCGACAGCGGACGAGACGGUGGUGCGCGACAAGGCGGUGGAGUCGCUGCGCGCGCUGGCGACGCUGCAGAGCUCGGCCGACCUCGAGGCGCACUUCGUGCCGCUGGUCAAGUCGCUGGCGGGCGGCGAGUGGUUCACGUCGCGCACGUCGGCCUGCGGCCUGCUGAGCGCGUGCUACCAGCGCGUCAACGCGUCGCUGCGCGCCGACCUGCGCGAGCUGUUCCGCGCGCUGUGCCAGGACGAGACGCCGAUGGUGCGGCGCGCCGCCGCCGCGCGCUUCGCCGAGGUGGCGCGCGUCGUCGAGCCCGAGCACGUCAAGGGCGAGCUGGUGGCGACGCUGGUGGCGCUGGCGCAGGACGAGCAGGACUCGGUGCGCCUGCUGGCGGUGGAGGCGUGCGUGGGCGCGGCGGCGCUGCUGCCCAAGGACGACGCCAAGCAGAUCGUGGUGCCGCUGCUGCGCCAGUGCGCCGAGGACUCGUCGUGGCGCGUGCGCUACUCGGUGGCGGACAAGCUGAUCGAGUGCCAGCGCGCGCUGGGCAAGGAGGUGAGCAAGGUGGACCUGGUGCCCGUGCUGCCCGUGCUGCUCAACGACGCCGAGGCCGAGGUGCGCUCCGCCGCCGCCGGGAAGGUGCUCGCCUUCUGCCAGAACCUCGACCCGUACCAGCGCGACCUCAUCAUCGUCAACACGAUCCUCCCGCACGUGAAGGAGCUGGUGGGCGACCCCAGCGCGCAGGUGCGGGCGGAGCUGGCGGCGGCGCUGCCGGGGCUGAGCCCGCUGCUGGGCAAGCAGUGCACCGUCGACCACCUGCUGCCGCUCUUCCUGGCGCAGCUCAAGGACGAUGCGGCCGACGUGCGCCUCAACGUGCUGUCGCACAUAGGCUGCGUCAACGACGUCAUCGGCGUGCAGCAGGUGGCGCAGUCGCUGCUGCCGGCCGUGGUGGAGCUGGCGGAGGACGCCAAGUGGCGCGUGCGCCUCGCCAUCAUCGAGUACCUACCGUCGCUGGCGGGCCACCUGGGCGCGCAGCUGUUCGACGAGCGCCUCAACGCGCUGUGCUGCAACUGGCUGGUGGACCACGUGUUCGCCGUGCGCCAAGCGGCCGCCGGCGCGCUCAAGAAGCUCAUCCUCAAGUUCGGGCCCGAGUGGGCGCAGAGCGCCGUCGUGCCCAAGGUGCUGUCGCUCGCUCGCGAGCCCAACUACCUGCACCGCAUGAUGUGCCUCCUGUGCAUCGGGGAGAUCGCCGAGGUGUGCGGUGCCGAAAUCACCAUGCGCCUCCUUCUGCCCACUGUCCUGUCGUUGGCGUCGGACAACGUGGCGAACGUGCGUUUCAACGUGACCAAGACUCUGGUGAAAAUCUCUCCGCUGGUGAGCCCCACGUGCCUCCAGACGCAGAUCAAGCCCGUCCUGGACCAGCUGUGCAUGGACAACGACUUCGACGUGAAGUACUUCGCCUCGGAGGCCUUCGUGUCCAUCGCCGACGCCACCGGCAUCAGAAUCGACAGCUACGUCUCCAACCGCCCACACUCAGCUUCCAAACCGGCGGCUUCGGAGAGAGGGAGAAAAGAUUAA